Molecule: messenger RNA, 210 nt
Organism: Peronospora farinosa
Lineage: Eukaryota; Oomycota; Peronosporomycetes; Peronosporales; Peronosporaceae
Source: the annotation of a GenBank genome assembly
AUGACUCUGUUCUCGACGAUUAACUCACUUCCCGAGUUUGAAUUUUCAAGCCUCAAUUCCUCAUCUGGAACUUUACCUGAGCUUAUUUUGAGGACAUUCUCUCAGUAUUGUGAGUACAAACGUACUCCCAAUGGAAGGUUGCUGGCACCGAAUUGCACCAGAGAAAUGGCGGGUUGCAUUUUGCGACGAAAUCAGUUUUGUCGAGGCUGA